This is a messenger RNA of Colletotrichum chrysophilum, 846 nucleotides long. RefSeq lists its product as uncharacterized. The record is from RefSeq and is a predicted model, not a curated record. NCBI's taxonomy places the organism in Eukaryota, Fungi, Ascomycota, Sordariomycetes, Glomerellales, Glomerellaceae. Gene Ontology annotation, biological process: fatty acid metabolic process. Bases 1 to 846 code for a protein of 281 amino acids. Gene Ontology annotation, molecular function: NAD+ binding; oxidoreductase activity, acting on the CH-OH group of donors, NAD or NADP as acceptor. The transcript has a single exon.
AUGUGGGCCUCGACUGGUCGGCCCGUCAUUUUGCAGGACAUCAAUGAGAAGGCGCUCUCGUCUGCCGUUGUCUAUGUCGGCGAUGCCCUGACGACUGUCUGCGCGGUCCGCGAGUCACAUCCCGGCCGCGUCACGACGAGCACUGUCCUCGAGGAGUCUUGCGGCGCCAACCCCUGGAUGGUCAUCGAAGCACUGCCUGAAGACCCCGAGAUCAAGCGCGAGAUGCUUGGAAAGGUCGACUCGCUCGUGCCAGAAGACUGCAUCAUCGCCUCCAACAGCUCAACAUGGCCGACAUCGGCAUUGCGAACGUUGAUCUCCCGCCCGGAACGUCUCCUCAACACGCAUUAUCAUCUUCCACCACGUAACACCUACGUGGAGCUGAUGACCUGCGGAGCCACCGACAAGGACCUCAUGCCCUUCUUGAAAGAGCAGAUGCGGAGCGUAGGCUUCAACCCGCUUGCGUUGCCCCAUGAGUCCGUCGGCUUUGUCUUCAACCGCAUCUGGUCUGCAGUCAAGUCAGACACCCUGCGAGUCUUACAGGCAGAGCUGGCUUCGCCCCGAGACAUUGACGCGCUAUUCCGAGACUUCUUCCACGCCGAGAAGGGACCUUGCGAGAAGAUGGACGAGGUUGGUCUAGACACGGUCUGGCAGGUGGAGCGGAACAGGGUGAACAUGGGCGUCGUGGAUCCGAAGAAGGCGGGGUACACGGACUGGCUGGAGGAGAACUACAUCUCAAGAGGAAGACUGGGAGAGAAGACCGGAGACGGACUCUGCUCUGCGGAAGAAAGAAGGUUGUUGGCCCAAAAAAGAGCGUUGGCAAGGAAGUCUUAUCUGAAGUUGCGCUAA